CAGUGGUAGCCAACGAUUGGACGAAGGAACGCCCCCAACCGGAAAUAUCUCAGAGUCUGGAACUGGCGCUAGUCCUGCCCCUCCUCCUCACGGAAGUAGCCGCUAACCCACGGACUUUAAGCGGAACCAAGGACUCUGGGCCUUGCUGCCCCUUCCCACGUGACGUCUCUCGCCCCGGCACGGUCUCUCCGCCCCCAAGUUCGUGCCCCUCCCCGCCGACUUCCUCCGAGACACUAGACUGGAAAGCGGACAGGAGGCGCAGGGACAGUGGUCACGCGUUCUGUCAGUUAAGAGUUGCGCUCUCUCUCGCGAGGAGAGAGGCAGAGGGUGGGUCCUGGUAACUCAAGACGCCGAGGCGGGAAAGGCUCGAAAGUGAGUCCGUGGGAAACUUUGUGCAGGGCACGCCAGCGGAGCUCGGGGUUUGCUUUUCCUUUCACUGUUUGGGAGGAAGGCGCGAUGGAAGCCCCUUUACCCCCACGAGAGUCUGCGAAAUUCGUGGCCGACCGCAGCCAGGAUGUGAUUGUUGAAAAAGCCGGAGUCUAUCGCGUGGCCGAGAUGCUGCUGGAGAAGGUUCCCGACCGAGAGUUCGGCGUGGGGGGCUGGAAGUCCUUACACGAGCUAAACCCUCAGGAGGCCGACGAAGACGCGGUCAACUGGGUGUUUGUGGCCGAUACCCUCAAUUUCUCCUUUUGGUCGGAAGAGGAAGAUCGCAAGUGCAUGGUGCAGUACAAGGGUAAAAUGCACAGCGGCUACUGGGCCCUUUGCGCGGCAAUCAACCGAGCGCUGGAUCAAGGAAUACCCCUCACUAGGCCUUCAUACUAUGCCACAGUUACCCUUGAUCAACUUCAACAUAUUUUGCACUCAGAUACAGAUGUGCCUAUGCCUUUGAUAGAAGAAAGGCAUCAGAUUCUCAAUGAAACUGGAAAAAUUUUACUUGAGAAGUUUGGAGGGUCUUUUCUUAACUGUGUUCGCAAGAGUGACAAAAGUGCACAAAAACUCCUGUCCCUGAUAGUUGAAAAUUUCCCUUCCUAUAGAGAUGUGGCUGUAUAUCAGGGUAAAAGGAUUUCAUUUUACAAACGAGCUCAGAUUCUUGUGGCAGAUACUUGGUGUGUAUUAGAAGGAAAAGGAGAUGGCUGCUUCAGUGACAUUUCCAGUAUCACCAUGUUUGCUGACUACAGACUACCUCAGGUUCUUGCUUACUUGGGAGCAAUAAGAUACUCUGAUGAACUACUGAAGAAACUUCUUAAAGGAGAAAUGUUUCCAUCUGGGGAUAAACAAGAAGUAGAAAUCAGAGGCUGUUCUGUUUGGUGUGUUGAGCUGAUUCGAGAUCAACUUUUAAAACUUGUUGAAAAAAGGGGCGUCAAAAUUGGUGUAGAUAUAAAUUCAAUUCUUCUUGAUUUUUACUUGUGGGACUAUGCCCGGGAUCACAGGGAAGAUAUGAAAGGAAUUCCAUUUCACCGGACCCGAUGCAUAUAUUAUUGAUUAUACUAAGUUCUAGUCAAAUCAGGCUCCAGAAUUUUGUAACAUAAUCAGUUGUGCACCUUAUCUUUUAUUAUGUUAACCAGAAAAAGGGUAGUAGCACAUACUAUGAGGAAGAAAAAGGAUUUAUGUCACUCUUCCUCAUCAACCUUUCUUAUCUACUAGUGUUCAUUCCAAAUUUCAUUUCAUUUGUCUUCUUAGUGCUCUAAUUUUGGCAUUCCAAUUUUUCUUUUUGCAAAAUUUCUUUUUAAAAGUUAAUCAUGGGGCAGUUAGGUGGUGCAAUGGAUAGAGCACCAGCCCUGAAGUCAGGAGGACCUGAGUUCAAACCUGGACUCAGACAACUAACACUUCCUAGUUUUGUUACUUGAUCCCAAUUGCCUCUACAAAAACAAACAAAACAAAUAAAUUAAUCCUGCUUUUUUUUAAUGAGAUCAAUUUUCAGGGUGAUUUUUCUGCCAUUCAUUAGGUAUUUCUUAGUUUCUAUCCAUUUUCCAUUUAUUGCACUCAUCUUUAAAAUUCUUAUAUGUGUAUAUGUGAUCAUGGAUUAUAUCAUAAUACCAAAGAAACUGAGGCAAGCAAAGAUUGUUUUUUGAUCUUUAAUGUGGAAUUUAAGCUAGCUAACCAGAUGGGACUCUUGUCCAAAGUAGUGAAUGCAAGAUAAACUGACGGAGGGAACUUAUAUAGAGUUUUAAUUAAAUAGGGUUUGCAAAUAAAAUAUCUGAGUACACAAUCUUAUAGGGGAAACAAAGGCAGAUAAGAGGAGUGAGGACACUGGGAGGACAAGCCAUAAUUCCAGGAAAGGAUCAUAAUUUAAUCCUGACAGGAUAGGGGUCAAGAUAAGGUCAAGGGCAAGAGCAUCAAGGCAUGGGGCAAUACUCAAAAGGAGGGGGAAUGAUCAUUUUAGCAAAGAUUGAGAUAUUGCACCUGGAAUUGAUGACACAGUGGUAUGUAAAGGUGACCAAGCUUCGAGGUUUUUCCUGAGCUCUUUUUUAAACUCAAUUUCCAGUCCUAAUGGCAAGGAAGUGGAAGGGGGUGGCUCAACAGUAUAAGUGGAAAAAGAGCAAAUGUAUGUACACAUGAAAGUGUAUUUUAGUGACACUGUUACACAAUAAUUGUUGAAAAAACCAAGGAAUUAAGUUGAGUUAAAACUAAUUCCAUGGGGCAGUUAGGUGAGGAAGUGAAUAGAGCACUAGGCCUGAAAUCAGGAGGACCCGAGUUCAAAUGUGGUCUCAGAUACUUAACACUGCCUAGCUGUGUUACCCUGUCCAAGUCACUUAAUCUCAAUUGCUUCAGCAAAAAAAGAAAAAUGUUAAUUAUGUUUGGUGUAUAUAUAAUCGACUCUAUAAAGAUUAUUUUUGAUGUUUAGUCUAAUUUGCAAAUGUCUGAUUUGAAAUUGAAUAAACUUUUUAAAACGUGUAA
Messenger RNA from Sarcophilus harrisii (Tasmanian devil), 2898 nucleotides. RefSeq names its product chromosome 1 C9orf64 homolog (gene QNG1). The record is from RefSeq and is a predicted model, not a curated record. The transcript is spliced from 4 exons. Lineage: Eukaryota; Metazoa; Chordata; Mammalia; Dasyuromorphia; Dasyuridae. The coding region runs from base 457 to 1482 and encodes 341 amino acids.